Messenger RNA from Gossypium raimondii (Peruvian cotton), 2053 nucleotides. RefSeq lists its product as hypothetical. The transcript is spliced from 9 exons. The coding region runs from base 225 to 1799 and encodes 524 amino acids. NCBI's taxonomy places the organism in Eukaryota, Viridiplantae, Streptophyta, Magnoliopsida, Malvales, Malvaceae. The record is from RefSeq and is a predicted model, not a curated record.
CACGUUGAGUCACGGUUUCGUGGUCAAUUAUCGACUGAAAACAGCCGCUGUCCCCCUCGACUCUCAACAACUUGAACCUCCAACUAUCCUUGCACAGAUCUCAUUCAACAUUUUCUCUAAAAUACCAGAAAAUCAAAGCCAAACAUAACUUUUUUCUUAAAUAGGUUCUUUGUUUGAUAUACCAACUUUUAAUUUGUUCUUUUAUAGGAAAGCAAAGAAAAGAAAUGGAAGAUGCCAAGAACCCACCACCACAACAAUUAGUAUCUUCAGAAAAGGAAGAGCUAGGAAAAGAAGAAGAACCCAAAGCGGAGGAGCAAUUACCGGCUUCAACUACAGCGCCAAAUAGUGGAGGAGGAUGGGGUGGUUGGGGUUUCUCUGCUUUCUCCGUUCUCUCCGAUCUUCAAAAGGCUGCCACUGUUGCCGCUGAGGAGAUCUCUCGCAAUGCUUCUGUGGUUGCAGAGAAGGCUGCAAAGAGCAUUGCAGAUAUGCAAAUUGCUGAAGAGUCAGAAUCUUCUAAGGCAGAUGAAGCAGAAGAAUCUCCAAGUGAAAAGGAAAGUGAGGAUGAGGAUGACAAGCUACGAAAGUCUGCUCUGGAUAAGUUAGAGAAAGCAAGUGGCGAUUCUUUCCUUGGUCAGGGUUUGAAGGUUUUUGACAACUCUGUGGAAAAUUUUGCUUCUGGUGCAUGGCAGGCACUAGGGAGUGCAUGGAAAGGGGGUACCAAUUUUGUUCAGAAGCUUGAGCAUUCUGCUGUGAACAUUACAGAUUCCAUUCAGCAUGGAGGUUUACCCGCUGGUUCAGUUGCACCCUCAUUAAUUGAGACUGGAAAAGCCUUUACGACAAAGGGAAUGCAAGUGCUUGAAUAUGUGGGAAAGGAGACUAUGGAUUUACUGAUCAAUGAAACUGGUAUAGAAGUUGAAAAGAACUCUAAGGGCACUGAUCAUCUAUCUGAUGAGGAUCAGUCGGUAGAGGAAGUUAGUUUUGAUCGAUGCUUCUACAUAUAUGGAGGUCCAGAGCAGUUAGAGGAACUGGAAGCAUUGUCCAGCCAUUAUGCCCUUCUGUUUAAUCGGAGAAAAGCAAAAUUGCCUUCUGAACAGAAAUCUGUGUAUGAGGGAAAGCUUAAACAAAUCCAACAAAUUUUCAGUUUAGAUGCUGAAAUUGAUGGAAAUGGUCCACAGUCGGCCAAAGGAAAGAAAAUAGAGACUGGAACUGAUGGCAGUCAUGAUGAGAUGAAAAUUUUACAUGAUUCAAGUGUCAGCAAGGCUGUUGAUAUGGCUGUCGGGUUCACAAAUGCAUUGGCAGGAUUAGCUGUUAAUGACGUAAUUCAAAGAACUGCUGGAAGGCUAGAUUCGCUGCACUCAGAGGGGGUUCAUAGGCUUUCAGAAAUGUGCUGUUUAGCAAUGUCUCAUCUUCUGAUGCUGGGUAAAUCUGUCAUAUCUGGUUCUAACAAAGUUCAAGAUGAAGAUGCCGAUGGUGAUAUGAUGAAUAUUGACUGGCCAGAAGAUUCUGUUGAGAAGGCUAAACUAAUAAGAUUAAAGGCACAAUCAAUGACAGGAUACGUGGAAGCUGUAUCCAGCAGCUUUAUCACAGGCAUAUACGAUGUAGCUGAAGCUUAUCUAGCGGCCAUUAAGAGUGUUAAUGCAGAUUCACAUGAAGCACUUACAAAAGCAUCUAUCCAGGAGAAAGCUAAUUCCUUCUCUGAACAUCUCCGUAGUGAUCAGAACAUUGCAGUGAGCAAAAUCCAGGAUGGACUCCAAAAUUUGUCGUAUGUGGUCCUUUCGAACUCAAUGCCAGCUGCUUGAAAACCUGAAUUCUCUGCAUGUCUUGUUAGUGUGAAUGUAAAUAGUUGCAUCUUAGAUAGGUUUUAACCCCCAGUAUUGCUAAACUUUUUAUGCUCUACACCAUUGAAACUGAACUCAUUUUUUAAGCAGGGGGUAAAGCAGUUUCUUUUGUGUAGAUUUCUUUGUUAAACUUGAAUGUUAAUCUGGAAUGUUAAACAAACCAUUUCCACGUUAAGGAUCAAAUGAAAUUCAAACAUCAUGUUCUUUUUUACGGA